CAGCUUCGUAUGAGCCGUCACUCGCCGUGCUACCAGUUAAUAUCUGCGUUGCGUUUCUAGCGCAAAACAGUCGAAAUUGUCAGCUCGUUGGCUGAGCAUCGCAGCAGCUCUUCUUAAGUUCCACGUUUAGUGCCAAGUCCCGAGGAUUAAAUACAAGUGUUAACAUGGCUAAGAUAUUAAUCAGUGCUCUAUUGUGCGUAGCCUUGUUUGGCUCCAUGGUGCUCGGAUCGCCGGAGUGCCCCUCACCCAACGGACGCUUCGCAUCGGGGGAUCAGUGCGACGCCUACACGGAGUGCCAGGACGGGGUUCCCGUCGAGAAGCUCUGUCCGGAUGGCCUGCUCUUCCACCAGCGCACCAAAGCCACUGGCGAGUGCACCUACGCCCCCUACUCCACCUGCAAGGAGCGCGCCCGCCUGCAGCCCGCCAACGGAACGGAGGAGUGCCCGCGCCAGUUCGGCUUCUACCCGAACGGAGACGCCACCAAAUGCGGCGUGUACCGCAACUGCGCCCACGGAGUGGCCAGCCUAACGCGCUGCCCCGAGGGGCUGGCCUUCAACGAGGCCACCUACCAGUGCGACUGGCCGGACCUCGUGGAGGACUGCAACGCGGAGGCGUACCUGGGCUUCGAGUGCCCCGCCGCCGACGCCGCCGAGGGGAACGCCCCCGCGGUGGACGUCACCCCGGAGGGGGAGCUGCGCUACUACCGCCACCCGCAGACCUGCAAGAAGUACUUCGUAUGCGUGAACGGCCACCCGCGGCUCUACAACUGCGGCAAGUACCUGGCCUUCAACUCGGAGUCCAAGCUCUGCGACUUUUACAACAAGGUGCCCGAGUGCUACGCUCUGCUCAAGGAGAAGCAGCGCCUGAAGGCGGAGAAGCAGACUCCCCAGGUGGCCUAACCUGGCCGGAGGAUCCGGGGAUCCGGGGAAACCAGGGGAUCUGGGAGGUGCCGGAGGAGGCUAAGAGGCUGCUGUCCACACUCUUCUCGUGCAAUGAUUAUUGUGUUGUAAAUAUAUAUCUGCUUGUCGUUUAUACAUUCAAUAAAUAGGUAAUAUCUAUAAAUGCUAUUAAAACUCUA
This is a messenger RNA of Drosophila ficusphila, 1078 nucleotides long. Its product is annotated as protein obstructor-E. Bases 165 to 899 code for a protein of 244 amino acids. Gene Ontology annotation, cellular component: extracellular region. The transcript is spliced from 2 exons. The record is from RefSeq and is a predicted model, not a curated record. Gene Ontology annotation, molecular function: chitin binding. NCBI's taxonomy places the organism in Eukaryota, Metazoa, Arthropoda, Insecta, Diptera, Drosophilidae.